GUCGGAUUCGGCGUGGGGGGGCGGGCCCCGCGGAGCAUAGGAAGGGCGGGGACCCGGAUGUGUGUGGUGGCGGCGGCGGCGGCAGCGGCCGAAGAGCUACAGCACGGAGCUGAGAGGCCUAUGGAUGAGGAGGACGCGGCGGCCCCGGUUUGUUCUCAUGAACAAGAUGGAUGACCUCAACUUGCACUACCGGUUUCUGAAUUGGCGGAGGAGGAUUCGGGAGAUCCGAGAGGUCCGGGCUUUCCGGUAUCAGGAGAGGUUCAAGCAUAUCCUUGUGGACGGUGACACUUUGAGUUACCAUGGAAAUUCUGGUGAAGUCGGCUGCUAUGUGGCGUCUCGACCGCUGACCAAGGACAGCAAUUAUUUUGAGGUAUCCAUUGUGGACAGUGGCGUCCGGGGCACCAUCGCUGUGGGGCUGGUCCCCCAGUACUACAGCUUGGAUCACCAGCCUGGCUGGUUGCCUGACUCCGUAGCCUACCAUGCUGAUGAUGGCAAGCUGUACAACGGCCGUGCCAAGGGGCGCCAGUUUGGCUCAAAGUGCAAUUCCGGGGACCGGAUUGGCUGUGGCAUUGAGCCUGUGUCUUUUGACGUUCAGACUGCCCAGAUCUUCUUCACCAAAAACGGGAAACGGGUGGGCUCCACCAUCAUGCCCAUGUCUCCAGAUGGGCUCUUCCCAGCAGUUGGUAUGCAUUCCCUGGGUGAGGAGGUGAGGCUGCACCUCAACGCCGAGCUGGGCCGUGAGGAUGACAGCGUCAUGAUGGUGGACAGCUAUGAAGAUGAAUGGGGCCGGCUGCAUGACGUCAGAGUCUGUGGGACUCUGCUGGAAUAUUUGGGGAAGGGCAAGAGUAUCGUGGACGUGGGGCUGGCUCAGGCCCGGCACCCACUCAGCACCCGUAGCCAUUACUUCGAGGUGGAGAUCGUGGACCCUGGAGAGAAAUGCUACAUCGCCUUGGGGCUGGCCAGGAAGGAUUAUCCCAAGAACAGGCACCCCGGCUGGAGCAGAGGGUCUGUGGCGUACCACGCAGAUGACGGCAAGAUCUUCCAUGGCAGUGGUGUGGGGGACCCCUUUGGGCCACGCUGUUACAAAGGGGACAUUAUGGGCUGUGGAAUCAUGUUCCCCCGGGACUACAUUCUGGACAGUGAGGGGGACAGUGAUGACAGCUGUGACGCAGUGAUCUUGUCCCCGACUGCCCGGGCUGUCCGGAACGUCCGAAAUGUCAUGUACCUGCACCAGGAAGGUGAAGAGGAAGAGGAGGAAGAGGAGGAGGAAGAGGAAGAGGAGAUAGAGCAGGAGCAUGAGGGCAAGAAGGUGGUGGUUUUCUUCACCCGGAAUGGCAAGAUCAUUGGGAAGAAGGAUGCUGUUGUACCUUCUGGAGGCUUCUUUCCCACCAUUGGAAUGCUCAGUUGUGGGGAGAAGGUGAAAGUCGACCUGCACCCCUUAAGUGGCUAGAGGCUUCCCCGGCACAUCCGCCCUGCUCACCAGCAGGCUCUGGGAAGAUAUCACCCUGCCCCCACCAGCUCAGGGCCCAGUCAGGCUGGACCUUCUGUCCCUGGGCCCGAGCCUUUGGUGAUGGGCAGAGAACAGUGUUGAUAUACGGGAGGGUCCCCGUGCUUUGGUUAGUGGGGCACUCAGAUCUCCUUGUACCUCACUGGAUCCUGUGCGAGUUGAGAGGUGUGAGCCCACCUGCUAUUUGGGCCAAGGGUAGAGUAUAGGCACCCUGUCUAUUCACCACGUAGUUCCCCUGAAAUCUCUUUACUCCCUGCCCUCCUGGGAGCCGGAUGCUGCUGUCUCCCCCUGGCUGGGCUAGGGGGCCUGUCUUGGCCAUCUCCCCUUUGACUGG
Peromyscus maniculatus bairdii (prairie deer mouse) is the source of this 1841-nucleotide messenger RNA. It is a transcript of the gene Spryd3, whose product is annotated as SPRY domain containing 3. Gene Ontology annotation, molecular function: protein binding. NCBI's taxonomy places the organism in Eukaryota, Metazoa, Chordata, Mammalia, Rodentia, Cricetidae. The record is from RefSeq and is a predicted model, not a curated record.